Messenger RNA from Caenorhabditis elegans, 619 nucleotides. It is a transcript of the gene lin-32, whose product is annotated as Protein lin-32. The transcript is spliced from 3 exons. NCBI's taxonomy places the organism in Eukaryota, Metazoa, Nematoda, Chromadorea, Rhabditida, Rhabditidae. The coding region runs from base 38 to 466 and encodes 142 amino acids. The record is from RefSeq and is marked reviewed. Gene Ontology annotation, cellular component: nucleus. Gene Ontology annotation, molecular function: protein dimerization activity.
AUUCUCUCACACAUCGUCGUUUUCAGUCAGACCAACCAUGAGCUGGGAGCAAUACCAAAUGUAUGUGCCACAGUGCCAUCCAAGCUUCAUGUACCAAGGAUCAAUUCAGUCCACCAUGACAACUCCACUGCAAAGCCCCAACUUUUCACUCGAUUCUCCAAAUUACCCGGAUAGUCUUUCAAAUGGAGGAGGAAAAGAUGAUAAAAAGAAGUGCCGCCGUUAUAAGACACCGUCCCCACAAUUGCUCCGAAUGAGAAGAAGUGCUGCAAAUGAACGGGAGCGCCGAAGAAUGAACACGCUGAAUGUUGCCUAUGACGAGCUUCGCGAGGUUCUUCCUGAAAUCGACUCGGGGAAGAAGUUGUCCAAAUUCGAAACAUUGCAAAUGGCUCAGAAGUAUAUUGAAUGCCUGUCGCAGAUUUUGAAGCAAGACUCCAAAAAUGAGAAUCUCAAAAGCAAAUCCGGAUGAUCAUCUAUUUUUUAAAAUUUUUUUUUCAAUCUUUCAUUCGUCGUGUCUUUAUCAUUUCCUCGAUUAUGGGUGCUUUAGUUUUAUAUUUCACAAUUUAAGUUCACUUACUGAUAUUUCCUUUUUUUUUAAAUAAAACAAUUCGAAUAAACAAAA